UGAACCCUGAAACAGAUGCAGGAGGAGCCGGCGGCGCCGGCGCGGAGGGCGUCGCUCAGCGGCGUCUGCUACCUGAGCGUGGGCCUCCUGGUGCUGCUCCUGGGCUUGGCCUUCGCCUCCAUGUACGUCUACAGAUACUUCUUCGUGGCCCAGGUGCCCCGCGAGAGCCUGUUCCACUGCGGCGUCCUCUACGAGGACUCCCUCCACUCGCCCCUCCGCGGGCAGCUGGAGCUGCGCGAGGACGUCAGGAUUUACCUCGAGGAGAACUACGAGCAGAUCAACGUGCCCGUGCCCCAGUUCGGGGGCAGCGACCCGGCCGACAUCAUCCACGACUUCCAGCGGGGCCUGACCGCCUACCACGACCUCGCGCUGGACAAGUGCUACGUCAUCGAGCUCAACACGUCCGUGGUGAUGCCCCCGCGCAGCCUCUGGGAGCUGCUGGUUAACGUGAAGAAGGGGACGUACCUGCCGCAGACCUACCUCGUCCAGGAGGAGAUGGUGGCGACGGAGCCCGUGCGGGACGUGGAGCAGCUCGGCGCCUUCAUCGGCCGCCUSUGCCGCGGCAAGGACACCUACGGGCUGCGGCGGCGGCGCGCGCGCCCACGUAUAAGUCGACGUGAGGCCGGGAGCUGCCGUCGCAUUCGUCACUUUGAGAACACUUUUGUGAUCGAAACGGUUAUCUGCAAGACGUCGUGAAGCCCCUGUGCAGCCCUGCUGUUCCUUGGCUUUGCUUGCACACACACACAUGUUUUUAACCCUCUCUUUAGACACGAUCACCCCYCUUGCUUUUCUUACACCCUUUCCUGCUUGUGCAGCUCUAACUUCUUGCAGCGGCUUCUCUUCUCUCUGUACUCCCUGCUUGAGACGUUUUGCUGGGCUUAAAUUUACGCCGUGGUCAGAGAGGACCUGUGAGUAGAAGCGACCUGUUUGAGGCCAGGGGUGCUGGAAGGGACUGCCCUCUCCCUGGCCGAGGGGUUUUGUGCUGGUGCCGCCGUGGCAGAGCCCUGGGCUGUGCCAAGGAGCAGGCUAACGGCUUCGUUGGGGCUGUAAUGGUUGGAAAUAUCUGUUGGGAGGUGCCAAGGGGACACACGGCAGCGAGGCUGCAGACACUGCUCUGCAAAGCUCAGCAGGUUGGGGGGUUUGCUUAAACCCGGUGCCAGGCAGGUCUGUCCCUGCUGGGCCCAGACCUGCCUAUGGAGCAGCAGGCAGCGGCCUGUGCAGAGCAGAUUCCUCGCUGGUUUUAAGAMAGAGAGAAAUCUGCUCUCAUAUCACCCCUGAUGAAAGCAGGUUCAUCUUCAAACAGGUUUUGAUAGCAAUUCCUGCAGCCAUUGGCACGAUCUGCAGACACCAUCCUGGCACAGAUAUGUGUAGAAGGGCAAGAUUCAGCAGACUGAUGCACUGCCGAGAAAUUGGUGAACAAAACUACAUUUCUGUUGAUCAUCAGAGGGAGGAAUUGUAGAGUAAUUAGAUAUUCUUCCCUCUGUUCCAGAAAUACAGUUAAAAUUAAUUAGGCUCUUGAAAUGCAGGCAGUUUUUUGGCUUGAAAGAACAGGGAGAGUUUCAAAUUGGCACGUUCUUGGUAAUUGGUUUCCAGCAAAUCUGGACUCAGUCACCAUCUGUUGAAAUGAGUUUAUUGUUUCAGAAAGAGGAAGGAAAAGGAAAUGCAAGUACAAUCAUUAACUCAGCACAACCAAAAAAUGUCAAUAUAUUUUAGAAUGGAACUUUUAAGUAGAAAUGAUGUGAGCUAAACAGAUGAAAAACAAAACAGGAUCCCAAAGUAGUCGCUUUGUAUAACAGGAUUAUGGCCUUAGAGGCUGAGAGUGGGUUUUUGGUUAGCAUAGAGUUGGCCAGAAACAUUGUGUGUAAGCAGCUAGAGGAGGCUUUGGUCCUGUGCUGCCUUGUGCUUGAUGUAAAAUGAAGAAUCUCAGGCAGGCUGGUGGGGAAGGAAGGUUUUCCACUGCCACAGGGGCAUUUGCUUUCCUAUAGAAGGGCUCUGCUUUCUCAGUGCAGCUUAGUCUUAGCUCCAAUGGGGCGCUGUGGAGC
Messenger RNA from Nothoprocta perdicaria, 2042 nucleotides. RefSeq names its product integral membrane protein 2C (gene ITM2C). The transcript is spliced from 6 exons. Gene Ontology annotation, cellular component: plasma membrane; extracellular exosome; Golgi apparatus. The record is from RefSeq and is a predicted model, not a curated record. Lineage: Eukaryota; Metazoa; Chordata; Aves; Tinamiformes; Tinamidae. Bases 16 to 696 code for a protein of 226 amino acids. Gene Ontology annotation, biological process: negative regulation of amyloid precursor protein biosynthetic process. Gene Ontology annotation, molecular function: amyloid-beta binding.